Messenger RNA from Linum tenue, 1366 nucleotides. NCBI's taxonomy places the organism in Eukaryota, Viridiplantae, Streptophyta, Magnoliopsida, Malpighiales, Linaceae. The record is from the annotation of a GenBank genome assembly.
GGAAAAGCAUAAGAACAGAGGAGCUUCAUGAACAAAAGAAAACAACACAGUUCCCACUAUAAAUACAAACUAUCACACUCCCACUUAUCCACAAAGAACUCACUUCCUGACUCCUCCCCAUACUUUGUCUAAACCCAACUUGCCAGUUUUCCAGUUUCUUCUUUAUCCAUUGCUCUGACAUGGCUGAAUUUGCAGCAGAGGUUUUACAGAGCUUCAGACCUCCAUUCCCACUCCUGGAGCUCGAUCCCAACACCGCCAUGGAACAACAAAUCCCUCCAUUCACAGACCUCAACCAUUUCAACAACGACGGUUCAUCCAAUUUGCUCCAUAACUUCCACAGCUUCAACAACAACAGCCCAAUUCCCACAAAUCAAGGGCAAGGCUUCUUCACUCCCCAUCAAAUGCUAGCAUUAACCAUGCCCGAAAAUUACCCCGACGCCUUCCACCAGCAGCAUCAGAACUACAUGAACGUUGUGGAUGGCAAUGGCGGCCCGUCGUCUUCAUCGUCAGUUCCUUUCCACCAACAUCAUCAAUUUCCAGAAAGCAGGAAGAGGAAAAUGGCCCCUGCUGCGGAUCAUUUACAUUUGAUCUCGGCCGAAAGCAGCUCCAUGAACAUCCUGUCCCCCCAGGCGUCCGAGAGUGGCAACAAGAGGAAAAAUGGUUCGAGGAGAGGAGGAGGGAAGAGAGUGAGAAGCAAGGAAGAGGCAGGGGAGGGCUGUGGUGGAAAUGAGAAGUUACACAAGGAAGUGGUUCAUGUCAGAGCAAGAAGAGGCCAAGCUACUGACAGCCACAGUCUAGCUGAAAGGGUAAUUACUUACUAAUUCAUCUGUACUGUAAUGAUGAUGAUAAUUAAGACGUAGGUAAAACACUACUUAAGAUGGUUAAUUUGGUUAUGUACAUGGAAAAACAGGUGAGAAGAGGGAAGAUUAAUGAGAGACUGAGAUGCCUGCAGAACAUUGUUCCUGGCUGCUACAAGACCAUGGGAAUGGCAGUGAUGCUGGACGAGAUAAUCAACUACGUCCAAUCACUACAGAAUCAAGUGGAAUUCCUGUCGAUGAAGCUCACAGCAGCAAGCACAUUCUAUGACUUCAAUGCAGAGACAGAAGCUGUAGAGACACUGCAGAGGGCAAAGUUGCGAGAGGCAAAGGAAGAAGGGAGAGUGAUGAAAGAAGGAUAUGAUGGAGGAUUUUCAUGUUUCCACUCAACGUGGUCUCUUUGACUUCACUUUUGGAUCCUAUCGUUUCCCAAUUUGCCAUACUGCACCAAAGAAACUCAAAUAUAUAUAGUGAUAUUUUGCUUCAAAUAUGUGAACUCUCAUCUCAUGUAUCCUCUAUACUAGAUAUCCAACAAUAUGUAUGAAACAAUU